This is a messenger RNA of Dunckerocampus dactyliophorus (ringed pipefish), 1981 nucleotides long. RefSeq names its product cellular retinoic acid binding protein 2, b (gene crabp2b). Gene Ontology annotation, biological process: fatty acid transport. The coding region runs from base 65 to 493 and encodes 142 amino acids. Gene Ontology annotation, molecular function: fatty acid binding. Lineage: Eukaryota; Metazoa; Chordata; Actinopteri; Syngnathiformes; Syngnathidae. The transcript has 4 exons. The record is from RefSeq and is a predicted model, not a curated record. Gene Ontology annotation, cellular component: nucleus; cytosol.
GGAGGAGUAAACUUUAGAGACCGACACACACACACACACACACACACAGAAACGGAUCGACGAGAUGGAGACCCAAAUCCCCGACUUCUCUGGAAAAUGGAAAAUGAAGUCAUCGGAAAAUUUUGAGGAACUUUUAAAAGCUCUGGGUGUGAAUGUGUUUGUGAGGAAAAUUGCUGUGGCGGCGGCGUCCAGUCCUGCAGUGGAAAUCACCCAGCAGGGAGCCAGUCUGUCCAUCAAAACGUCCACCAGCAUCCGCACCACCCACGUCUCCUUCACUGUGGGUCAUUCUUUCAAUGAGACCACAGUGGAUGGAUGUCCCUGCACGAGUUUUCCAACUUGGGAAUCAGAGCGUAAGAUCAGCUGUGUGCAGACUUUACAGAAAGGUGAGGGACCAAAAACCGCAUGGACCCGAGAGCUGACGAAUGAUGGAGAACUGAUCUUGACAAUGACAGCAGGAGACGUCAUCUGCACCAGAGUUUAUGAAAGGGAAUGAGAACAAGGCUGUCAUACAUCACGCGUGCUUCAUAUUUACUUGCUUUAGUCUCUUUGAACGCACCAAUAGUGGGUGUGGAAAAAUGCUUCAAUUGACCUUAUGUUCCUUAUAUGAGUUGGUGACACACAUUGAAUUCAUCAAUCAGGAGUGCAGCACAGGGGCCAUUUGCGGCCCGUGGCUGUUUUCUUGUUGGCCCGCGGCACAUUCUAAAAAUAGAAUUUUUAAAAGUCAAAAUAUUAUGGGAAUAAAGUUGUAAUAUUAAAGGGAUAGUUCUGAUUUUUUGACAUGAAGUUGUAUGACAUCCCCAUCAGCAGUGUAGUACAAUAACAGCGAUUUACCCCCCACUUGGUCUCCUAAGUCCACUUCUGGUCAGAUUUCCGUGAUGAAGAACGUAGUUCCACUUAGUUGCUGGGGACAAUUAAGGAAAGACUUUGGUUUCUCAAAACAAUAUGCGAAGAAAAGAUUAACACAUUUGCUUUCUCCAAAAAAUCGGUGCGGUUAAUGCGCACAGUGCUGACAUGAAUGUUCUAGCUGGCUCUCGUCAGUGAACGUGCAAGAGUCGUCACCUCCAGUGUAUUUGGUCUAUGGCUAUGCAACUUCUGAUCCCCUUUAUGUCUCACAAGGACAAUAGCCACUCUGAAGUCCACGUUAUUGUGUGAGGAAAACCUAGACAUUUUACUGGGUGGAUGGAAAGUUCCCCUGUGUUUGUUCUGUUAGAAAAAUUGCCACGCACAUAUUGGUUCAAUCUAGAUGACGCCCUUGACUAAAGGUUGAUAUUCUCAAAGGAGAAAUCGAAACCAUUCACUCUCUCCUUGUUAGCUGAACGGGCCGGUUCAUUCCUCCUUCAGUGAUGUAAUGGGGCCUUGUGGUGGAGUACAGGCUUUGGAAUGCUGUGGUUUUAAGGCCUGGAGGCACUCAAAUGCAACAUUUGAUACGAGGCAAUCAUGGUUGUUCAAGGAAAGUAGCCUCAAGCAGAUGUAAGCACAAAAGGUCAUAGAGGUGCAAGUAGACCAAGGUGAACCAAAAUCAUCCUUAAUAUGGUUCAUUACUCAACUCAAUGGUUGCAUUGAGCACUAAAUGGAUGUAAGAAGUGUGUCACCAGGCCAUUAUGCCAAGAGGAAAUGAAAAUCAGAGACAGUUUAAAGUUGCUCCCUUUUUACGGUUCUCACAAUUCCUUCAAUGUUCAGUCGUUCAGAAAAACACUUGUGAGGUCAUAUAUUAAGGUUGGACCUGCUGACAUACAAGCUCCAUUUGAGUAUGAUUGAUGGGGUUGAGAUCAGGGCUUUCAUGACUAAUCUAAGCAGAAAGGACAGAAAAGCUGGAAGCCUUUAAUCGUCCAAAACGGUCUUGGAAUGCUGAUUAAUUGAUUAAGCGAUGUGCCGUCGUCCCUCGCAAUAUCGUGGUUUGAUUAUCGUGAUUCCCAUGUCAUGUUUCUUCAAACUUUUAUGAAUUAAUAAAUUAUCGCUGUUUCUUGGCAGUGAUCCGCAA